AUGAAAGCCUAUGCCAUACAAGCCUUGCGCUUUCGGGAGGACGAGGCCGUCAACUCUGCAGGGACCAACUACAACAUCAAUGGGCGUGGCAUCAACUACACAUAUCGAUACGCUACGGACUGCUAUGGCAACGGGAACUCUUACUACAAAUGUCCAGAGGGCACCUGGUGUCAAGUUGAAGCCAGGCCCAACUGGUAUCCAUGGGAUGUGAGCUACAUGAACCGCGGCAGAUGCUUGCCCUACUCCAAGUUGAACGAUGCCUGCGAGCCGGCUUUUGAGGGUAAGGUGGACUAUCCCAUGAAGGAAGACGGCCACUACUUUGAGCGCCCCGUCCACUGUGGCCCUGAAGAUGAACUGAUUUGCACGGGCGAGGAGACUGGCUGCUGGUCUUCGGAGCCCUUCUGCGCCGGACGUCCAGAUGGAGAAUGCCCCGAGCAUGCCAAGGCGAAGACAAGUGGGCGACCCAGAACACUUCCCGAAGACUCUUUCCGUGAAGGCACAGACACGUCCAGUGUGAAGAGUGGACGCAAGAUUUACGUUUAUUGGCCCCGUGCAACGGGUACACGACGUACCGCGCGCAAAAGCACCGCACAUGCCAUGGCAACCGCAUCUGCGGCAAACACGUGCAACGUGUCCACCACGUGCACUGCGUCCCUUGCACGCAGCACGUACCUCAUGUGGAGCACUCGGAACCUGCGUACAGCGCACACCCUAUCGAUAGCGCGCAUGCACACCGCCGCAGCAUAA
Molecule: messenger RNA, 747 nt
Organism: Symbiodinium necroappetens
Lineage: Eukaryota; Dinophyceae; Suessiales; Symbiodiniaceae
Source: the annotation of a GenBank genome assembly